Molecule: messenger RNA, 543 nt
Organism: Eurytemora carolleeae
Lineage: Eukaryota; Metazoa; Arthropoda; Copepoda; Calanoida; Temoridae
Gene: Sap30
Product: histone deacetylase complex subunit SAP30L
Exons: 5
Coding region: 78-518 (146 amino acids)
Biological process (GO): regulation of DNA-templated transcription
Cellular component (GO): histone deacetylase complex
Molecular function (GO): transcription coregulator activity; protein binding
Source: RefSeq, a predicted model, not a curated record
GUGUUAAUUCUCCAGUGUUUGACCGAUUUUUGAGAGUUGUUGGCGCAUUUUAGUUUAGUUUAGUAAUUUAGGCGAUUAUGUCUAAUGUGGAUCGGCGGGUGAACGGGUUUAUGAACGAAGAGGAGGGUGGAAGUAGAGUUCACUCAUUAGGAGGGGAACAGCACUGUUGUCUGUUAGAGACGGGUCGGCGGUGUUCUCGGCUGGCAGGAAACGCCUCCUACAGUAAAAGAAUUCAGAAAACCGUUGCACAGCGGAAACUCAAGCUUAGUUUGGAUCAGAAUUCUCCGCAUAUCUAUAUAUGCGAGUUUCAUAAAUCGAUGAUUCAGACGGUUAGAGUGAAGAGGAAGAGACGAGAGAGUGAGGAGAGUGGAGAAACUGACACCAACAUGUCGGAUACUCCGGAUGUAGAUCUUUUCCAGCUACAGAUGAACACCCUUAGGCGGUACAAAAAACACUUUAAAGUGACAUCUCGGCCAGGGAUUAACAAGACGCAGCUAGCUGACUCUCUCACGAGGUAAAGUUAUUUUUAUCUCAACAAACUGU